Penicillium daleae is the source of this 342-nucleotide messenger RNA. Its product is annotated as thiamine-binding protein. The transcript has 4 exons. Gene Ontology annotation, cellular component: cytosol. NCBI's taxonomy places the organism in Eukaryota, Fungi, Ascomycota, Eurotiomycetes, Eurotiales, Aspergillaceae. Bases 1 to 342 code for a protein of 113 amino acids. The record is from RefSeq and is a predicted model, not a curated record.
AUGGACACCACAACCCUCCCCACCCCCGAGCACUGUCUCGCCGACUUUUGUCUGAUCCCAAUUGGGACUGCAUCCGCCUCCGUCUCAGCCCAGGUAGCCGAUGUCCAACGACUAAUCGAGCAAUCCGGCCUGAAAUACGUGAUGCACUCCGCAGGAACGACUCUUGAGGGGUCCUGGGACCGAGUACACCAGGUUAUUGGCCAGGCGCAUACCCUUCUACACAAGCAGGGCAUUGUACGCAUUCAGACUGAUAUCCGUGUUGGAUCAAGAACUGAUAAAGAGCAAACCGCUGAGGAUAAGGUGAAUAAGGUGCGGCAGUUGCUGGCUCAGGAUAAGCAAUAG